Messenger RNA from Meloidogyne enterolobii, 328 nucleotides. The record is from the annotation of a GenBank genome assembly. Lineage: Eukaryota; Metazoa; Nematoda; Chromadorea; Rhabditida; Meloidogynidae.
GUCAAAACAAGUCAAAAAUAAAUUUAAUUCUGCUCAAUAUAAAUUUUUCCCUUUUUCACAAAAAUAAAUUUCCUUCCUUCAUUUUUUUGAAAUUAAAUUUCUUUGCUUACCUUACAACUUUAAAAAAUCAAAAAUGGCUUCUAUCAUUCUAUACGGACUCUACUUAACUAUUUUCCUUCAUAUUAUCCUCCAAGACUCUAAUAUACCUCCAAUGGCUGAUGCUCAGGUUUUUAGAGGAUUUGUGGAUGGAUCGACAAGUGGAUCUAUUUUAAACAAUUUGUGGGGACGCAAAAAGCGAUUGGCAAAAAAUUCGAAUUUUGAAGGAUAA